AUGCCCCUCUACCAGCUCACAUGCAUUGCUGCCCACUACCCCGAAUACAGGUUCAUUAAGGAACUCGUCACGCGCCUUGCGACACAUGUCAUGGACAAUGGGGGUGUGGUCCGCAAGAUCGACUCAUGGGGAACCCGCACCCUGCCGCAGCGCAUGAAGAAGCUGAGGCACGUUCAUACAAUAGGAGAUUACUGGACGAUGCAGUUCGACGCUUCUCCUUCUACAAUCCGUAGUCUCAGCAGAUUAAUGCACGACGACCCACGUGUCAUCCGGGGGACGAAUAUCAAACUUGGGGAACAGGUCAAAGACAUCAGGACGUUCAGCGAUCUCACCACAACCCGGCCAUGA
This is a messenger RNA of Epithele typhae, 348 nucleotides long. RefSeq names its product ribosomal protein S6. The coding region runs from base 1 to 348 and encodes 115 amino acids. NCBI's taxonomy places the organism in Eukaryota, Fungi, Basidiomycota, Agaricomycetes, Polyporales, Epitheliaceae. The record is from RefSeq and is a predicted model, not a curated record. The transcript has 3 exons. Gene Ontology annotation, molecular function: small ribosomal subunit rRNA binding; structural constituent of ribosome. Gene Ontology annotation, biological process: translation. Gene Ontology annotation, cellular component: ribosome; mitochondrial small ribosomal subunit.